CCAUCCCUAGCUCUGCAGAGACUCUGCUUCUCAUCCUGCCAGGAUGCCCACCCCUGGGGCAGGGCAGUAUGAAAAGUCUUCCCAUCUCCAGCAGAGGACCCUGUGGGAAUGGGCUGGGGGCCCUUCUUGAUGGAAGCUCUGUGGCAGGGCAGGGGUUAAUGGAGAAUUGCAACAUACCUCUGGGCUUAGUCACCUCCCACUGCCACUCCCCCCAAUUCCCCUCCCGUUAAGUUUUGUAAAGAGGGCCAGAGACUGGAGAGUGGAAAGAACUGGAGGCAAGAGCCCCCCACCAAGCCCGACUCCCCAGGCUCCCAGAAAUCUCAGGGCAGAGGACAAGGACAGCCUCUGGAGUUCCUGCCUAGUGGGACCAUGAACUGGCCGUGGCUAUGGCUGGGCUUCCUACUCCUUAUGACAGUCUCAGGCCGGACCCUGGGGCCUUCAGGGAAGGAGGCAGCCGUGGAUUACCUGUUGCAGUAUGGAUACCUACAGAAGCCUCUCGAAGGACCUGAUGACUUCAAGCCAGAAGAUAUCAUGGAGGCUCUGAGAGCUUUUCAGGAAGCAUCUGAGCUGCCAGUGUCAGGUCAGCUGGAUGAUGCCACAAGGGCCCGCAUGAGGCAGCCCCGUUGUGGCCUGGAGGACCCCUUCAACCAGAAGACCCUUAAAUACCUCCUGCUGGGCCGCUGGAGAAAGAAGCACCUGACCUUCCGCAUCUUGAACCUGCCUUCCAGCCUCCCACCCCACACAGCCCGGGCAGCCCUGCUUCAAGCUUUCCAGUACUGGAGCAAUGUGGCUCCCCUGACCUUCCGGGAGGUGCAGGCUGGCUGGGCUGACAUCCGCCUCUCUUUCCAUGGCCGCCAGAGCCGGUACUGCUCCAAUUCCUUUGAUGGGCCUGGGAGGGUCCUGGCCCAUGCUGACAUCCCAGAGCUGGGCAGUGUGCACUUUGAUGAAGAUGAACUCUGGACGGAGAGGACUUACCGGGGAGUGAACCUGCGCAUCAUUGCAGCCCACGAACUGGGCCAUGCCCUGGGGCUUGGGCACUCCCGAUAUACACAGGCCCUCAUGGCCCCUGUCUAUGCUGGUUAUCGGCCCCACUUCAAGCUGCACCCGGAUGAUGUGGCAGGGAUUCAGGCUCUAUAUGGGAAGAAGAGCCCAGAGACAGAGGAUGAGGAAGAAGAGAUGGAGCUCCCCACUGUACCACACGUGCCUACAGAACCCAGUCCCAUGCCAGACCCCUGCAGUGGUGAACUGGAUGCCGUGAUGCUGGGGCCCCGUGGGAAGACUUAUGCCUUCAAGGGGAACUACGUGUGGACUGUGACAGAUUCAGGGCUGGGUCCCUUGUUCCAAGUGUCUGCCCUUUGGGAGGGGCUCCCAGGAAACCUAGAUGCUGCUGUCUACUCUCCUCGAACACAAUGGAUUCACUUCUUUAAGGGAGACAAGGUGUGGCGCUAUAUUAAUUUCAAGAUGUCUCCUGGCUUUCCCAAGAAGCUGAAUAGGGUAGACCCCCACCUGGAUGCAGCUCUCUAUUGGCCUUUCAAUAAAAAGGUGUUCCUCUUUAAGGGCUCCGGGUACUGGCAGUGGGACGAGCUGGCCCGAACUGACUUCAGCCACUACCCUAAACCAAUCAAGGGAUUGUUUACAGGAGUGCCAGACCAGCCCUCUGCUGCUAUGGGUUGGCGGGAUGGCCAUGUCUACUUCUUCAAGGGUAAACAGUACUGGCGCCUCAACCAGCAGCUUCGAGUAGAGAAAGGCUAUCCCAGAGAUACCGCCCACAAUUGGAUGCACUGUCGUCCCCAGACCUCAGACAAUACUCCAUUGGGUGGGAACACCACUCCUUCAGGGACUGACAACUCAGCCAUAGGAACAAACUUGGAUACCACUUCCUCAGCCAUAGAUACCACCCUGAACACAGCCCCCUCAGCCAGAGACCCAACCUUGGACAUUACCCCCUCAGCCACAGUCUCCACCACCCUUUCAUUCCCUGGUAAUGUCACCCUCGCAGAUGAUAAGAUGUGAAGCAAAUGUCUGCUCACUAGGCAGGAGGGCUGCACCAGGGGCAUGCCGUAGACCCCAGGCCUCUAACUCCUAGCCACCACUCCUCUGUGCUCUUUCCCUCCUGGGCAGUGACUCCCUAACUCUGGGUCAGCCUCUAGACAUUUUUCCUCCAUCCUAGAUAGCACUUCCAGCUGUGUUAUCUAUUCUCUGGAAGACAGUGGUAGAAGGAAGGCACCACUCAGGCCCCUGGCUUACAGGCAGCAAAGCUGGGAAGCUAAAUGCCUGGGUCCGGUUCUUCCUAGAUAAAGUGCAAGGAAACAGCAUGGCCAGUAAAAUGAGCAAGGGCUUUGGAACACUUGAGAAUCACAUUUACUUGCUGAUGACUUUGGACAAGUUAACUAACCUCACUGAGCCUCAGAUUCCCCAUCUGCAAAAUAAGGUGGAUACCAAUCCUGCAGGGUUAUUGCAUUAAAUGAAAUACUAUUUGUGAAGUAUAUGGCACAGUGUCUGGCACAUUUGUGCUUAAUAAAGGCUAACUCCAUGUU
Messenger RNA from Panthera uncia (snow leopard), 2537 nucleotides. RefSeq names its product matrix metallopeptidase 19 (gene MMP19). NCBI's taxonomy places the organism in Eukaryota, Metazoa, Chordata, Mammalia, Carnivora, Felidae. Gene Ontology annotation, molecular function: metalloendopeptidase activity; zinc ion binding. The transcript has 9 exons. Gene Ontology annotation, cellular component: extracellular matrix. The record is from RefSeq and is a predicted model, not a curated record. Gene Ontology annotation, biological process: extracellular matrix organization; collagen catabolic process; proteolysis. The coding region runs from base 370 to 2013 and encodes 547 amino acids.